This is a messenger RNA of Hipposideros armiger (great roundleaf bat), 4340 nucleotides long. It is a transcript of the gene SEC14L1, whose product is annotated as SEC14 like lipid binding 1. Gene Ontology annotation, cellular component: cytosol; cytoplasm. Gene Ontology annotation, biological process: negative regulation of RIG-I signaling pathway. NCBI's taxonomy places the organism in Eukaryota, Metazoa, Chordata, Mammalia, Chiroptera, Hipposideridae. The coding region runs from base 288 to 2435 and encodes 715 amino acids. Gene Ontology annotation, molecular function: RIG-I binding. The transcript has 18 exons. The record is from RefSeq and is a predicted model, not a curated record.
CGCGCCCCUCCCGCUCCCGCCCCCCCGGCCCAUUCCCCGGAACCGGCGGUGGAGCUGCGGCCGCUGGCAGGGGGACGGCGACGGCACAGUGGAUUCGCCGGCAUGAGCGACCCCCGCCGCCCGGCGUCCCAGGCCGGGUCCUUCUGACAGAGCUAGACUUUGGGCUCCUUGAGGAUAUUCCAUUUUGUACUUUUGAGUGUCCUCUCACCACACUCAGCAUAAACUAACAUUCUUAAUGAUUAUUCUCUGCAGGACAGGUGUGAGAGGAUUGCUGUUAUAUUACAAUCAUGGUGCAAAAAUACCAGUCACCCGUGAGGGUGUAUAAACAUCCGUUUGAAUUAAUUAUGGCUGCCUAUGAAAGGAGGUUUCCGACGUGUCCUUUGAUUCCGAUGUUUGUGGACAGUGACACUGUGAAUGAAUUCAAGAGUGAAGAUGGGGCUAUUCAUGUCAUAGAGAGGCGCUGCAAACUGGAUAUAGACGCGCCGAGACUGCUGAAAAAGAUCGCAGGAGUCGAUUAUGUUUAUUUUGUCCAGAAGAACUCACUGAAUUCUCGGGAACGUACUCUGCACAUCGAGGCCCAUAAUGAAACAUUUUCCAAUCGGGUCAUCAUUAACGAGCACUGCUGCUACACCGUUCAUCCUGAAAAUGAAGACUGGACCUGUUUUGAACAGUCUGCAAGUUUAGAUAUUAAAUCUUUCUUUGGUUUUGAAAGUACAGUGGAAAAAAUUGCAAUGAAGCAAUAUACCAGCAACAUUAAAAAAGGAAAAGAAAUAAUUGAGUACUAUCUCCGUCAGUUAGAAGAAGAAGGCAUAACCUUUGUGCCCCGCUGGACUCCACCUUCUCUCGCAGCCUCUUCAGAGACAUCCGCGUCGUGCAGGAAACAGGCAGCGUCGUUGGCCGUUGUGGUCCCAGACGCUGCGCAGAAGGAAGGGCUGAGCAGCGAGGCCCUCAGUAACCCGAGCGGGGUGCCUGAGCCCGUGGUGGGAACCCCUGACGACAAACUAGAUGCAGACUACAUCAAGAGGUACCUGGGUGACCUGACCCCACUGCAAGAGAGCUGCCUGAUCCGGCUUCGCCAGUGGCUCCAGGAAACCCACAAGGGCAAAAUCCCCAAAGAUGAGCAUAUUCUUCGGUUCUUACGGGCCCGGGACUUCAACAUCGACAAAGCCAGAGAGGUCAUGUGUCAGUCUCUGACGUGGCGGAAGCAGCACCAGGUUGACUACAUUCUUGACACCUGGAACCCGCCCCAGGUCCUGCAGGACUACUACGCGGGAGGCUGGCACCACCACGACAAAGACGGGCGGCCCCUCUACGUGCUCAGGCUGGGGCAGAUGGACACCAAAGGCUUGGUGAGGGCCCUCGGGGAGGAGGCCCUGCUGAGAUACGUUCUCUCCAUCAACGAAGAAGGGCUAAGACGGUGUGAAGAAAACACGAAAGUGUUUGGCCGGCCUAUCAGCUCCUGGACCUGCCUGGUGGACCUGGAGGGACUGAACAUGCGGCACUUGUGGCGGCCCGGCGUCAAAGCCCUGCUGCGCAUCAUCGAGGUGGUGGAGGCCAACUACCCCGAGACACUGGGCCGCCUGCUCAUCCUGCGGGCGCCCCGGGUGUUCCCUGUGCUCUGGACGCUGGUUAGUCCAUUUAUUGAUGACAACACCAGAAGGAAGUUCCUUAUUUACGCAGGAAAUGACUACCAGGGUCCUGGAGGCCUGCUGGAUUACAUCGAUAAAGAGAUAAUUCCAGACUUCCUGGGCGGAGAGUGCAUGUGUGAAGUGCCCGAGGGUGGACUGGUUCCGAAGUCCCUGUACAGGACCGCAGAGGAGCUGGAGAAUGAAGACCUGAAGCUGUGGACUGAGACCAUCUACCAGUCCGCCAGCGUGUUCAAAGGAGCCCCGCACGAGAUUCUCAUUCAGAUUGUGGAUGCCUCUUCGGUGAUCACUUGGGAUUUCGACGUGUGCAAAGGAGACAUUGUCUUUAACAUCUACCACUCCAAGAGGUCGCCACAGCUGCCCAAGAAGGACUCCCUGGGGGCGCACAGCAUCACUUCUCCAGGAGGGAACAACGUGCAGCUCAUAGACCGCGUCUGGCAGCUGGGCCGGGACUACAGCAUGGUGGAGUCGCCUCUGAUCUGCAAAGAGGGAGAGAGCGUGCAGAACUCACACCUGAGCAGGUGGCCGGGCUUCUACAUCCUGCAGUGGAAGUUCCACAGCAUGCCAGCGUGUGCCACCACCAACCUGCCCCGAGUGGACGAUGUGCUGGCCUCGCUGCAGGUCUCAUCUCACAAGUGCAAGGUGAUGUACUACACGGAAGUCAUCGGCUCGGAGGACUUCAGAGGUUCCAUGACCAGCCUGGAGUCCAGCCACAGCGGGUUCUCCCAGCUGAGCGCCGCCACCACCUCGUCCAGCCAGUCGCACUCCAGCUCCAUGAUUUCCAGGUAGUGCUGCAAGGCCCGCGUCCCAUUCGCAGAGGGGACAGAGGGGACGCCGUGCCUCCUCGGACAGCCCGCUGCGCUCCGCCCCCUGCGGCCACGGUGUGCAGACUCCUAUCACCCUCUAGGUAGAAAUAGCUCUCGAGAUGGUAAAUGUAGCCACUGAUCCCACAGCUGUCUCGACAGGUAGUUUUAACUCUUAAUAGCCAUAGAUUUUGCAUACAGUGUGCACAAAAUCACACCGGAGCACAAGGGCUCUCUUGAAAGGAAGUAGUUUACAGACCAAUGAAGAGGUUGACUUUGUCUCAAAUGUUGAUGCAAAAAAGUUUUUGAACACCCUCCACUAGUGGAUGAAGUCCUGCACCAUCCAUCUGAGGUGACCUCAUCUUCCUACGUGGAGCAGAAGCUGCCAACCUGUCCCUUAAAAUGCAGUCCUCACCUCCUCCCUGCUGUUAGUCGGCCUGGUCCGUGGAUUAAGUGACAGCCCACUAGAAACGUAUUCCUCUGAGCAGACGCCGCUUAAGUUGGAAGGACUCAGAGACAGACUCAGGGAGCACCCAGCCCAGCUCCCGGGGGCCAGAGGGAUCCACGGUUCUCAAGUGGGUGCUGGUGGGUUAGGGGGCCUUUGGGGACGCCCCUCAACGCCAGGAAAAACACCGCCAUCAUUAAAUACCAUUUUCUCUUUCCUCCUCUUCAAAUCUUGUUGGUGCUUUCAGAGCAGAUGUUUCUGUGCAUGACUUGGGCGAACGGCAUUUCUUACCCGUUUCCUCCUGGUGUGUUGCUCUUUCUGCCUGCAUGCGUUAGUUCUAAACUCAUUCUAGAUUUCGCUUCCUCUGCCCCCUCAUAGCAUACAGAGCCCAGAUAGUCCUUCUGGCCACUUGAGGAUAUUUUGAAGAUAGAAUAAGGUCACAGUUGCCAUUUUGAAACUGUCCAGUGUUCACUUUAGCCAACCAGCAAUCUCACCAUGGAGCCACUUCCGGUUAGCAGGUGGCUUGUUGGAACCCUGCUUCUUGGUAGAAGGAAGGAGACUCGUUGGGUGUGUGUGUACACACGGGCGUGCGUGGCGUGUGGUGCUGGUGGGGAAUGGCGCAAGCAGAACCUUAGCUCCAGUAACAAAAGAUCCUUCGCAGAAGCAAAUCAGAAUAUGAGAUUGGUUUGCCUUUUACAUUUUCUUUUUGAUUCCCAGUUUCAAAGCCUGGUCUGUCUUAUAUUGGCUCUCGUUUUGUCAGAUUUUUAUGGCAAAAGCAGGUUACUUGCGAAUCCGUCAGGAUGUUGCAUCGGGUGAGUCUGCAUGAUAAAGACGUGAUGUGUGGGUCGUGUGUGGCAGAGGCUGUGCUUUCAAAGCUAAGUGCCAAAAGCCUUGCGGCCGUCAGUUACCGUUGUGUGUGACGGGCACGUACAUCCUGCGUUGCAUUGUUUUCGUCCACUCUGCAGGCGUUAGGUGGGUGUCCUUGAGACGCGAGCGCUUUGUGGAGAACGUGUGUGUGCCCCAAAGGGGAGGUGUUGGGGGCCUGGAAGAAACAGAGCAGCCCCCUCACCCUGUCAGUGAUGCUCUUGUGGCCGCUUGCACACGGAAGCCUCUCGAGCUUCUCCCACGAUCGCUGGCCUUCCAGGAACACAGCUCUGCGUUUCCUUUGGGAAGAUAAACUCAGCAUUGGCACCUACGGGCUUGUUUCCAGAAAACACAGUAGGGCUAGUUGGUGCCUCCGUGCUGCUUCCAGUUUCCAAAUUAUAAGGACCUGAAGAUGGUCCCUUCUUUCUCUUUCUUUCUCUCUUUCUCUGUGUCUCAGAUGGCGAUUUUGCUGACAGCUGCCAAGAAAACGCUCCACUCAACAGUCCACAUGAGCCCAGGGAUGUUUGUAGAACUAUUGGCAUUGCAGCCACCCCCCACCCCCCACUCUGAAGAUCUGCUCUU